AUGCUCACUGGCAAAGAAGAAUUAGAUAAAAUGAACACCAAAAGUGGUAAAGGGAAUGCUGAAAGUGAAGAAUUGCCUUAAUAUCUAAGAUCUUCAUAUUCCCAAACUUAUUAAUAAUUGGAACCAACUAAAAUUCUCAAGGGGAAAAAAGUGUUUCCAUAAUUUGCUUACGGGAAUUCUCAUGAGGCUCCUACCUAUUUUAAAUUGUCGAACUCUUUGGUUUGUCGAGAAAGUUAUGACAAUCCUUAUAUCAAGACUAAAGUGCCUCCAUUAAGCAAGUUAGACUCUCUCAAGGGAAGCACUCUCAAUAAUUAUGAAUUUUAUAAUAUUUCUGAUUAGAGAUUCACGAAUCGAAAACCUACAGGUUACAUUACUAAUAAAAUAACAGAUACGAUUACAAAUUAGGUUAAAAUUGUAUAAAAACCAUUCAAUGAUGACAAUGGCUAAAUCUUUACUUUUGAAAGUGCUUACAAAUCCAUCUAAGAUAAAUUAUUCAAUAGAAAAAGAGAGCUUUUCACAGAUUUUGUUGAGAAAAAUGAUUUACUUAAUGUCUAUGGACCAUUAAAUAUGAGAACCAGACCAAAAGAAUUCAGAGAAGUCAAAAAUUAUGCUUUGGAUUCUGAAUAACUCAAAUUAUUGAAGGAACAGAGGUCCAGGCAACAAAUCACUCCCACCAAUAGAAGUGGGUUCACUGAUCUCAUUAAAACUGUUAGAUUGCCCACCAUUUCUAAAAUGCAAGGAUUGGAUACAGAUAAAUAUUAUAACAAAGAUUAAAAUUAUCUCAAUUAAUUAUCUAAUUCAAUUAUCGUCGAGAAAAUCGAUCAGAAUAUCAAACAUAAAAAUAAAACUCUCUAAAGUUUCAAUAAAAAUAAACGGUUUAUCAAACACAACACAGAAGACACUGAAAAUAUGUAAGGAAUUAUUGACAUAUUUGAGAAGCAUUUAGAAUUUGAAAAAUAAUAUAAUGGGUGA
Messenger RNA from Paramecium tetraurelia, 972 nucleotides. RefSeq lists its product as uncharacterized. The record is from RefSeq and is a predicted model, not a curated record. The transcript is spliced from 5 exons. NCBI's taxonomy places the organism in Eukaryota, Ciliophora, Oligohymenophorea, Peniculida, Parameciidae.